This is a messenger RNA of Eimeria necatrix, 483 nucleotides long. RefSeq lists its product as hypothetical. Gene Ontology annotation, molecular function: 2 iron, 2 sulfur cluster binding. NCBI's taxonomy places the organism in Eukaryota, Apicomplexa, Conoidasida, Eucoccidiorida, Eimeriidae. Gene Ontology annotation, cellular component: intracellular membrane-bounded organelle; mitochondrial outer membrane. The record is from RefSeq and is a predicted model, not a curated record. The coding region runs from base 1 to 483 and encodes 160 amino acids. Gene Ontology annotation, biological process: regulation of autophagy. The transcript has 5 exons.
AUGACGGAGGUGGUUCCGUACACUGACCGAAUCAACUUCAACGUCCUUAACUACCCACCAAUCUCCCAAGUCACGGAGGCUUUCCCUCAAGAAGGGCAGCCCGAAAGGAAAGUGGCGAUUUGCCGCUGCUGGCAGUCGAAGAAGUUUCCCUACUGCGACGGGGCCCACAAGGCCAUGAUGCAAAACGGAGACAACGUGGGGCCCUAUGUUGCAGUCUUGCGCACCAGAGCCCACAUGCAGGAUUUGAAGAAGAAUGCGCAGCAGCAGCAGCAGCAGCAGCAGCAGCAGCAGAAGACACGAGCAGCAUUUCGUGUGGCCUCGCGGAUAGCAAAAGGCUCUGCAGUAAUUGCCGGCGUUGCAACUGGGGCUUUGGGGGGCUACCUGGCAGCAGAUUUGCUGCAAAGGACUUUCCGCAAAAAGGCGCAGCAGCUCAGCAGCUCCACCAGCCAGCUGCUGCCAGACUUCAAGCCAGCAGCUGCCUAG